CUAAAAACUUUAUCCAGUCCGAACUAAAAUGGCGGGAGCUGUAGGAGUACACGUCAUCAGUACACAGCUUCCGGUUGCGUUUAUCUCAGCCAUGAAACAGAGAGGUUCUGCGAUCAGAUGCGCCGCCAACACACCGAAUAAACGGUACAACAUAGCGGUGCUUCCCGGCGAUGGCGUCGGCAACGAAGUCAUCCCCGUCGCCGUCGACGCUCUUCGUCUAGCUGGAUCUCUCGAAGGGUUGGAUUUGAGGUUCGAGGAGCUGCCUAUAGGAGGUGUUGCUUUGGAUCUCGUCGGAGUUCCCUUACCGGAGGAAACAUUGACAAAGGCAAAGAACUCAGAUGCUGUUCUUCUCGGAGCUGUUGGAUGGCCGAAAUGGGAUAACAAUCCGAAGCAUUUGAAGCCUAUAACGGCCUUGUUGCAGCUUCGUGCGGGUCUUGAAGUCUUUUCCAAUUUAAGACCCAUCACUGUCUUCCCUCAGCUGGUUGAUUCGACGUUUCUGAGAAAAGACACAGCUGAAGGGGUUGACCUUAUGAUCAUCCGGGAGCUUACCGGAGGUAUUUACAAUGCGCAUCCUCGGGGGUUUACUACAAAUGAACAAGGUGAUGAAGUUGGCUUUUGCACCGAGUCAUACUCUGCAACUGAGGUUGAUCGCAUUGCUCGUGUUGCGUUUGAUAUUGCCAAGCAACGGCGUAGUAAACUUUGCUCUGUUGACAAGGCUACUGUCCUUGAGGGGUCAAUGUUGUGGAGGAAAAGAGUCACAUCAAUGGCCUUAGAGUAUCCCGAGGUUGAAGUGAGUCAUCUGCUCAUCGACACCGCUGCCAUGGAUCUUGUUCGGCACCCAAGACAGUUCGAUACCAUUUUAACUGGAGUCAUGUUUGGCGAUAUUCUCUCUGAUCUUGCGGCCAUGAUCCCUGGAAGUGUAGGACUGCUUCCAUCUGCUGCCCUUGGUGAUUCAGGACCUGGAAUCUUCGAACCAGUACAUGGAUCUGCCCCUAAACACUACGGAAAGGACACAGUGAAUCCCUUGGCGGCUGUUCUAUCAGCUGCAAUGCUGUUCAGGUACGGAUUGAAAGAGGAAAGCGCUGCAAGGAGGAUAGAAAUUGCAGUUUCAGAUGUCUUGGACCGCGGAUUCAGAACUCGUGACAUUCACACUCCUGGAACUGCAUUGGUAGGUUGCAAGAGAAUGGGCGAGGAGAUACUGAGAUCACUUGAUGCCAGAGUCUCUACUUCAAACGGAAGUGGGGUUUAGCUGCAAAAACUAGGGUUGGGCAUUUCGGUUUAGUUAUGGGUUCGGUUUGGGUUCGAUUUUGGUUCAGUUUGAUUUAUUUGGGUCUAUGAAAACCUUAAGCAAAGUCAAUCCAAAUUAGUUUGGUUUA
Molecule: messenger RNA, 1376 nt
Organism: Raphanus sativus (radish)
Lineage: Eukaryota; Viridiplantae; Streptophyta; Magnoliopsida; Brassicales; Brassicaceae
Product: 3-isopropylmalate dehydrogenase, chloroplastic
Exons: 10
Coding region: 29-1249 (406 amino acids)
Biological process (GO): L-leucine biosynthetic process
Molecular function (GO): 3-isopropylmalate dehydrogenase activity
Source: RefSeq, a predicted model, not a curated record